AUGUCGCCUCCCAAAUCAAUAGAGAAGACCCUCUCGAGGGAAGAGAACAGGCGCAGGGCCAUGGCCGCCGUGCAGGCUAUUUUCGAUCGGUACAAGCUCGUCCAGGCCGGUGUGGGCCUGCCGGCCUUCGACAACGCGACCAUGGCCAACUGCACCGUGGUGGACGCUUCCAUCGGCCCGCCGCACGCCGUGCCCACCAACGCGGCCGGCCUGCCUGCGCCGGAGGCGGGCGUCAGGGCGUCGUGCACGACCAGGCUGCUCAUCGGCGCCGAGCUGGGUAACUACAACGGCGUCAUGCAUGGUGGUGCCGCCGGGGUUAUUUUUGAUAUGCUCACUACGAUUGCGCUGGGCCCGGUCGCGCGGCCCGGGUUUUGGACAUUCUUGGGCGGCGUGACGCGCACGCUGAAUAUCAGCUAUCUAAAGGCUGUGCCAAUCGGCACGACUGUCAUCGUCCACUCCUAUGUCUACCAGGUAGGCAGGCAGACGGCUUACAUCAAGGGAUGGAUGACGAGCGAGGAUGGCAAGACUACGUAUGCGGUCUGCGACCACCACAAGAUCCACGUGCCUACGCCGGCGGGGCACUUGAAGCUCAAGGUUCCGUGGGACGAGCAGUGGGACGAGGAUGGAAAGGAGAAGACGGCAUCCAAGUUAUGA
Molecule: messenger RNA, 654 nt
Organism: Diaporthe amygdali
Lineage: Eukaryota; Fungi; Ascomycota; Sordariomycetes; Diaporthales; Diaporthaceae
Product: thioesterase family protein
Exons: 4
Coding region: 1-654 (217 amino acids)
Molecular function (GO): fatty acyl-CoA hydrolase activity
Source: RefSeq, a predicted model, not a curated record